GAUUCUCGGCGCGACUGUAACGCUGCACGUCUGAACCGAUGGAUGCUCGGGUCGAGAUGGAGGCAGUGAUGAAUGCGUGAGGAAUAUACAAAAGAUCUGCGCAGAUUUCGCUCACAGACUGGAGCAGCUGUGGGAAAUACCAGUCACGUGAAUAACCAUCAACACCCAUGCCAUUGGCGAGACCUGCUGCGUCUUACUGGCUUUAAAUCCACAGGGGAAAAUGCAGAAAGCAACCUACUACGACAACUCUGGACUGUUUGGAGGCUACACUUACUCAAAACCAGACUCUUAUAACUACGGCCCAGCACACCAGUCCUACCCGAACAUUGACAGUGACUACCAGGGCUCGGUGUGCCCCAUCCAGACCUCUGCGGUCCGGCCACCCGCCCUCAAAGACAGUGACCUGAAUGGAGACUGCAUGCGGCAAAGCAGCGGUCAGAGUAACAACAACAGCAGCAGCAGCAGCAGCAGCAGCAGCAGCAGCAGCCAGGUGAACAGCAUUUCAGAGCAGCAGGCGCCCCCGCUGUCUGCGUCCUCCCCAAGCUCGAACAGCUCUGCGUCCCAGAAGAAGAAGUCUCCUUCCAGCAGCGCCUCCGGUGCUGCCAACCCGGCCCUCACCAAGCAGAUCUUCCCCUGGAUGAAGGAGACCCGGCAGAACUCCAAGCAGAAGAGCAACAACUGUGCUGCUGCAGGCGGGGAGGUGAGUGAUGAGAAAAGCCCACCGGGACCAGCCUCCAAACGGGUCAGAACUGCGUACACCAGCGCGCAGCUCGUGGAGCUGGAGAAGGAGUUUCACUUUAACCGCUACCUUUGUCGCCCUCGGAGGGUGGAGAUGGCCAAUCUGUUGAACCUCACCGAGCGCCAGAUCAAGAUCUGGUUUCAGAACAGGAGGAUGAAAUACAAAAAGGACCAGAAGUCCAAAGGGCUGGCGCACUCCCCCAUGGGACACUCUCCGGACAGGAGCCCGCCGCUGAGUGGCCCAAACCACACCGGAUACGCGGGCCAGCUCCAAAACGUGAACAGCCUGAGCUACGACGCGCCCUCGCCCCCGCCAUUCGCCAAACCCCAGCAGAACAUGUACGGCCUGGCCGCGUACACGGCGCCGCUGGGCGGCUGCAUCCCUCAACAGAAGCGCUACCCGGGCUCCGAGUACGAACACCACGGCAUGCAGAGCAACGGAGGCUUUGCCAACGCCAAUUUGCAAGGCAGCCCUGUUUACGUGGGUGGGAACUUUGUUGAUUCCAUGCCAGCCUCGGGCCCCAUGUUCAACCUCGGCCACCUUCCCCACCCCUCAUCCACCAGCGUGGACUACAGCUGUGCCGCUCAGAUCCCAGGAAACCACCACCACGGACCGUGCGACCCCCACCCCACAUACACAGACCUCACCUCUCACCAAGUUUCUCAGGGAAGGAUUCAGGAAGCGCCUAAACUCACGCAUUUGUAAUCUCGUUCCUCGUGAGCGUGUGUGUGUGUGUGUGCGUGCCUGUGUGUGUGUG
This is a messenger RNA of Nematolebias whitei (Rio pearlfish), 1496 nucleotides long. It is a transcript of the gene hoxd3a, whose product is annotated as homeobox D3a. The transcript has 4 exons. Gene Ontology annotation, biological process: regulation of transcription by RNA polymerase II. The coding region runs from base 221 to 1444 and encodes 407 amino acids. NCBI's taxonomy places the organism in Eukaryota, Metazoa, Chordata, Actinopteri, Cyprinodontiformes, Rivulidae. Gene Ontology annotation, molecular function: RNA polymerase II cis-regulatory region sequence-specific DNA binding; DNA-binding transcription factor activity, RNA polymerase II-specific. The record is from RefSeq and is a predicted model, not a curated record. Gene Ontology annotation, cellular component: nucleus.